CCGGUUUGUCUUCGAGGCUUUUAGAAAACCUCUCACAACAUUAGCUCUUGCUUUCGUGAAAGCAAAAAGUGAAGCUCGUAUAUGUGUGUAUAUAUGUCUCAGUGGUGCUGACGAAUCGAUCUCACGUUGCUACAAGCAAGGAGAGACGAGAUGGAGAGGCUACCGGGCUUGAACGUAGCUAACUUCCUAGAGAAGCGCCAGCUACUCAUCGCGAUCAAUUGUAUCGCGGCGCUGUCCAUCUUCUUCUUUGGAUAUGACCAAGGUAUGAUGGGCGGUGUGAACAACGCCAAGGAUUAUAUCGAUCUUAUGGGCUUUGGCUAUGUCGACCCAGUGACAGAAGAGCCCAUCGUCACCGACAGCCUGCUUCAAGGCGGAAUCGUCUCUGUGUAUUACUUGGGAACUUUGUUCGGCUGCCUUGGCGGAGGAUGGGUUGGCGACAAAGUUGGUAGAAUCAAGACUAUCGCUUUGGGAGCCGUCUGGGCUAUCGUGGGUGCCAGCUUGCAGUGCUCAGCCCAGAACCAUAAGUGGAUGAUCUGCGCUCGGGCUGUUAACGGAAUUGGAACUGGUAUUCUCAACGCCAUUGUCCCAGUCUGGGCAACUGAGACAGCGGAACACACCUCGAGAGGCCAGUUCAUAGCCAUUGAGUUCACGCUGAACAUUUUCGGUGUUGUCGUCGCCUAUUGGCUCGAGUUUGGUUUGUCAUUCGUCGACAACGGUGAUUCGGCAAUCCGGUGGCGAUUCCCCAUCGCCUUCCAGAUUAUUCCUCUCCUUAUAUUGCUAGCUUCGGUUUGGUUCUUCCCCGAGUCACCGAGAUGGCUUGUUAAGGCUGGGCGCGUCGAAGAAGCUCGAUUCAUCUUGCAUCGUCUGCGAGGAUCUACCGGAGAAGACCGUGAGAGGGCAGAAGUGGAGUUACAUGACAUUAACAACAUCGUUGCACUCGAGUCCAAAGAGUCCAAGAAGAACUCGUAUCUGCAUAUGCUAUUCGGCAUCGGUUCAGGAGAGCUUCACACCGGAAGACGUGUACAACUCGUCAUCUGGCUUCAAAUUAUCCAAGAAUGGGUCGGCAUCGCGGGAGUCACGAUCUAUGCGCCCACCAUUUUCCGCAUAGCUGGCUUUGACACGUUUAAGAGCCAAUGGAUUAGUGGCCUGAACAACAUUUUCUAUAUGUUUGCCACGCUCAUCUGCGUCUUCACUUUGGACCGCAUCGGCCGUAGGUGGACUCUUUAUUGGGGCGCAGUUGGCCAGGGUAUCGCCAUGUUUCUCGCCGGCGCUUUCUCCAAGUUAGGUCAAGAUGCGACAGCGAGAGGAGAGAUUGAUAAGGCCAACUCUUACGGAGCCGCCGCAGCGUCCUUUGUCUUCAUUUUCACUUCUGUCUUUGGUGCAACUUGGUUGACGGUGCCUUGGCUGUAUCCUGCCGAAAUCUUCCCUCUCCAAGUACGAGCAAAGGGAAACGCUUGGGGUGUUUUCGGUUGGUCGAUCGGAAAUGGAUGGCUAACAUUGCUGUGUCCUGUCAUGUUCUCCAGCAUUGGCUCCACGACCUUACACAUCUUCGGUGCGUGUAACAUAGUAGCGAUCCCAAUCGUCUGGGCUUUUUACCCCGAGAGUAACCAGAGGACGCUUGAGGAGAUGGAUCUCUUGUUCGCCGCGCACAGCCCUUGGGUCUGGGACGCCGAGAAGAAAUUUGCGGAACUGAAGGAAGAGCAGCCAGACCUCGUCCAGGCCGCGAGAAGAGGCGAACACGUCGUUGACCCUGAGGCCGGCGUCCUUGUGCAUCCCGCAAAUUCAAAGCCGGAGGAUGCUGUCCACACGGAGAGCGAAGAGCAUGUGUCCCCUUAGACGUGUUUUUUGCUCAAGCUUCAGGCGACACUUCCGUGGAUGUCCGCAUGUAUACUUGCGUAUUCAUCUUUUGAUGCACUACAGCUAUCGGCAUAGGUCCCGAGUGAGUUGAUGGGAUGGGUGGUUUGUGAUUCCAUCUAGAGCGUCAGCUCCUAUUGUUCAAAGAAAA
Annulohypoxylon truncatum is the source of this 2005-nucleotide messenger RNA. RefSeq names its product general substrate transporter. Bases 151 to 1836 code for a protein of 561 amino acids. Gene Ontology annotation, molecular function: carbohydrate:proton symporter activity. Gene Ontology annotation, biological process: transmembrane transport; carbohydrate transport. The record is from RefSeq and is a predicted model, not a curated record. Gene Ontology annotation, cellular component: membrane. The transcript is spliced from 4 exons. NCBI's taxonomy places the organism in Eukaryota, Fungi, Ascomycota, Sordariomycetes, Xylariales, Hypoxylaceae.